This is a messenger RNA of Bombina bombina (fire-bellied toad), 1513 nucleotides long. It is a transcript of the gene CDC123, whose product is annotated as cell division cycle 123. The transcript is spliced from 12 exons. The record is from RefSeq and is a predicted model, not a curated record. Gene Ontology annotation, cellular component: cytoplasm. NCBI's taxonomy places the organism in Eukaryota, Metazoa, Chordata, Amphibia, Anura, Bombinatoridae. Bases 39 to 1028 code for a protein of 329 amino acids.
CUGACAAGCUGUUUCAGUAUGAAGAAGGAGCAGUUUUGAUGGCGGACACUUCCUGUGUCGGUUGUCUCAGCAUGAAGAAGGAGCAGGUGUUGAACUGUCAGUUCCCCGUGUGGUACCCGAGAUUCAAGAAACUCAGUAUAAGAAGUGUUACAAUCCCUUUGCCAGAAGAUGUAAAGGACUAUUUACUUGAUGACGGUACUCUAGUGGUUUCUGGAAGGUCAGAAUCUCCAACUUGUUGCCAAACAGACUACAACAGUAAUGACGAAGAUGAGGUCCAGUGGUCAGAUGAUGAAAAUACAACAACUCUGACGGCACCAGAAUUCCCUGAAUUUUCAAUAAAGGUUCAGGAAGCUAUUAAUUCCCUGGGAGGCAGCGUCUUUCCAAAACUUAACUGGAGCUCUCCUAGGGACGCCUACUGGAUCGCACUGAACAGCUCUCUGAAAUGCAAAACCUUGAGCGACAUCUUUCUACUUUUCAAGAGUUCUGACUUUGUUACCCACGACUUCACUCAGCCGUUCUUCCGGAUGCUGACUCGAGGUCGAUUACAGAGGGCUGCCCUCCUGAGGUCAGGUAUUUCCCAAAGGGACUACACACAGUAUUAUGAUCACAUUUGUAAGCAGGAAGAAGAUAUCUGUAGAUCAAUCCAGGAUUUCUUUAAAAAACAUAUUCAGUACAACUUCCUAGAUGAAGACUAUGUUCUUGAUGUAUACAGAGACAGCCAAGGUAAGAUCUGGUUAAUUGAUUUUAACCCAUUUGGAGAAGUAACUGACUCAUUGCUGUUUACGUGGGAAGAACUAACGAUUGGUAGAAACCUGAGUGGAGCUAAUGGUGAAGCAGAGGCCGUGGAACCGGAUUGUCCUGCAUUCCGAUAUACAACUAGUGAGGUCACAGUGCAGCCCAGCCCCUAUUUAAGCUACAGAUUGCCAAAGGAUUUUGUGGAUCUUUCUACAGGAGAAGAUGCCCACAAGCUCAUUGACUUCCUUAAACUGCAGGAUAAGAACCAGCGUGAAGGAGAUUCUGAUGACUAGACCUAUUCUUUAAUUUUUGAUGACUUUUGGGUCGCCCCCUGUUCUGUAUUUCUUGCACGUAGCCAUGAUGUGUGAAUUUAUCAUGCUGGUGACGGCGACCAUAUUCCCUUUUGGUUUAUACAUCUGUCUCCGAAUGCUGAGGGAUCAAUACAAACAUCACUAUAAACCCAAUCAAAAACUGACUUUAUGGUUGCUACGGCUGUAGAAAUGAAUUUGUUUUUCCUUAGAAAUCUGUAUUUAAAAGGACAUUGGAAUUUAACUGUUUAAAUACACUUUUUUAUACAUGACAAAGAAGAGAGACCAUUCUCUAGGGCUUCUCAAUGUUACUGAUUGUUUUGAAUGGAGGUAAAUUAAAAAUCAUUAAUAGAUUAUGCAUUCAGAAGUAUUUUGGAAUGUGAUAAAUACAAAUAUACUGGUUUCCUCCUCUUUAUAUCUUAUCUACCAUAGCUGUAUAUGAUGAAUAAACCUACCUUUUUAUGUGACAA